UAGCCACCACAAGUUCGGCAACUGAGCGCCGGCAUAUUGUAUUUAUUCGCUGGCCACGUCCCAAAGUGAGGUUUGUCGGGCACGGGAUUCGUUUGGCAUUCCACGUACUUUUGUAAUUACUGUUUAGCAUAGAGAAGUGAACAAUUUCGUAUAGUAUAUCGUUUAAGUGAAACAUAAAACAUGGUACGUAAAUAUUUAGCGGUUUUUCUGGCCGUGAUUGUGGCUGGAGUGAACGCUGGAGAACAGGAUGUCGUGGAGCUUACGGACAAUGACUUCUCCACUAGAAUUGCGGAAUUCGAUACCACCCUCGUUAUGUUCUAUGCACCCUGGUGCGGACAUUGUAAAAAAUUGAAGCCCGAAUAUGCAAAAGCCGCAGAAAUGGUCCGUACCGAUGACCCGCCAAUAACUCUUGCUAAGGUCGAUUGUACCGAAGCUGGUAAGGAAACUUGCGGCAAACACGGAGUAAAUGGCUAUCCAACAUUGAAGAUCUUCAAAAAGGGCGAAUUCUCACAAGAAUAUAGUGGUCCACGUGAAGCCAGCGGAAUUGUUAAAUAUAUGCGAGCUCAAGUCGGGCCAGCAUCAAAGGAUUUGUUAACCGUAGCUGACUUCAAGAAAUUCUUGGAAAGUCCCGAAACAUCAGUGGUUGGUCUAUUUGAGAAGGAGAGCGAUUUGAAGGGAACUUUCCUCAAAUAUGCUGAUAAAAUGCGUGAGAAAUUGCGUUUUGGUCACAGCACUGCACCUGAAGUAUUGAAAGAAGCAGGAGAAACUAACGCCAUUGUAAUCUUCCGUGCUCCUCAAUUGCACAACAAAUUCGAACCUUCCUCUGUCAAGUUUGAGGGCGAAACUCUUGGAGAAUUGACUGAAUUCGUACAGACUAACUUCCAUGGUUUGGUCGGUCAUCGCACCCGUGAAUCCACUCAAGAAUUCAAGGUUCCACUUGUUGUUGCCUACUACAAUGUCGACUAUGUCAAGAAUCCUAAAGGAACCAACUACUGGCGUAAUCGUGUAUUGAAAGUCGCAAAGGAAUUCGCGGGACGAAUCAAUUUCGCUAUCAGCGCCAAGGAUGACUUCCAACAUGAAAUCAAUGAAUACGGCUACGAUUACACCGGUGAAAAGCCAUUGAUCUUGGCUCGUGAUGCUAAGAAUCAGAAAUUCAUAAUGAAGGAUGAGUUCUCUGUGGAAACUUUGCAAAACUUCGUAUCUAACCUUGAAGAUGGAAAACUUGAACCCUACGUCAAAUCUGAACCGAUCCCAGAAUCAAACGAUGCACCUGUUAAAGUUGCAGUUGGCAAGAACUUCCAAGAGAUUGUGAUUGACAACGACAAAGAUACUUUAGUUGAAUUCUAUGCUCCCUGGUGUGGACAUUGCAAAAAACUGGCGCCAGUAUUUGACGAAGUUGCCGAGAAAUUGAUUAAGGAAGAUGUUUCAAUCGUUAAGAUGGACGCGACAGCAAAUGAUGUACCACCACCAUUUGAAGUUCGAGGCUACCCAACUUUGUACUGGCUUCCAAAGAAUUCGAAAUCAAACCCACGACCAUAUCAAGGAGGUCGCGAGGUUAAGGACUUCAUUGAAUUCAUUGCUAAGGAAGCCACAAACGAACUGAAAGGCUACGAUCGCAAGGGCAACGAGAAGGCCUCGAAGGACGAAUUGUAAUUCGUGCAAAGAUCUAACGAAGAUCAAAAACAUUCUUUAAUAAACAACUAGUUUAGGGUAUUGUUAGAUUGUGCAAUUUCUAAUGAUACUACAUCUCAACAUUUUCUAGGAAACAUUUUCGUUAUAAGAAUUUUUCCUUUAAUUUUACGUUGUGUCUUAAUUGUAAUCGCGUAAUAGAUAGAAAGAGGAAAUCCAUUCAUUCGAUUAUUGUCAUUGCAUACGCAGGUGAUAGGCGUUAUUGUGUUGUGAGUUAAUAAAAUUCAUACAUUCAUACAUUUUACAUAGAGAAAGAACCAUUGCAAACAACAAAAAAGUAAAGCAUCCGCCAACAAUGACUAUUUUAAGUUUAAUUUAUGCAGAUGACCGCAUAAAUGAUAUGAGGAAAUGUAUAACAUUGGAUUGAGAAGAAACUGUCGAAAACAAUUAUCUCAGUAUGAGUGAUGAAAAGAAAUUAGUAAAGAAACAUUUUUAUAUUAAUU
This is a messenger RNA of Hermetia illucens (black soldier fly), 2132 nucleotides long. RefSeq names its product protein disulfide-isomerase A3. The transcript is spliced from 5 exons. Gene Ontology annotation, cellular component: endoplasmic reticulum. Gene Ontology annotation, molecular function: protein disulfide isomerase activity. Bases 181 to 1653 code for a protein of 490 amino acids. Gene Ontology annotation, biological process: response to endoplasmic reticulum stress; protein folding. NCBI's taxonomy places the organism in Eukaryota, Metazoa, Arthropoda, Insecta, Diptera, Stratiomyidae. The record is from RefSeq and is a predicted model, not a curated record.